Messenger RNA from Trichoderma atroviride IMI 206040, 1835 nucleotides. NCBI's taxonomy places the organism in Eukaryota, Fungi, Ascomycota, Sordariomycetes, Hypocreales, Hypocreaceae. The record is from RefSeq and is a predicted model, not a curated record.
AUGGCAUCAUCAUCACCACUCACCGCAGCCCCCUUCACUCCCCUCCUCCCCAUCCUCAACGCCUUCAACCACCGCCACCACAACCAGCACCGCCUCGCCCACUGGUGGCCCGUCUUCCGCUCCCUGCGCCGCACAAUCCGCAACCUCAUUGACGAUCUCUCGCCUCCCACGUCGCUCUCCUCACGCCCGGGUCCUCGUCGCGAAGCUGUCCCUCCUCGUGCAAUCUGGCUCAACAAGCACUUUAUUCCCAGGGCAUACGUGGCAUUCUCCCAACUCGCCGCCGACAACCAACACGCCCCCCUAGGCCUCCUCCUCCUCGCCAUUCUCGCCCGCAUUCACACCGCCCUCUCUCCCCUCUCAGUCGACACUUCCAGCACCAAGCCGCAACCAAAAACCAAUCGCUCCAAUGACCUCACAAACCAAGACAAGGGCGUGGCAAUAGCUCGCCAGGAACUGCCUUUGACAAAGGCUACCCCUUCAGCAACUUCAAUAGAAGGUACUGUAUCAAGUGAGCAGCAGCAGCAAGGCAGUAAAAUCGACCGCGAAGCCAACACGUCAUCAUCAUCAAUAUCAAAAGAAAAAAAGAAAAAGAAAAAAGGCAAAGGAGACGCACUAUCCAGCCUCUUUGGCUCUCUGGCAUAAAACAUCAAGUCACAAUUUCAUCAUAUUAUACCCUAUUCAUUUACAGCAUCAAUUUCAUACCUACUAGCAUAGAACCAUCAAUACCAAUUCAAAAUUACAUGUUACUGUAUUCCCGACUUGGCAGUGCAGAGAUAAUCUGAGUAAUUUUCAUAUCAAAAAAAGGGAGAUACACAAAAAGUUCAAGAGCAAAAGCAAGGCCGAAUUAAUAAGUAAAUAGAACCCAUCUCCUUAGCCCUCCCCACCCUCAUACCGUACAAUUGUUUUAAAUAAGGCUGUGCUUUCCCGCCUAUGCGCCAGCCCUCUUUAAAGUUCAAGAUAAAAAGAACCACUCCCCCGCAUAAUCUUCCCUCAUAAACACAUAUUCCAAACUUGUAAUAACAAAAAAUAAGGAAGAACUGGACUUGGGUCGGGGGAAUAUAUCUUUGUUUUCCUACGUUUUCCCUUUCCAAAACCCCAUCUUCUUUCGCUUCCGUGUCUCGAGCUUCUCCACUGAAGCCGUUUUCUUAUCCUCAGCCUCGGUCAUAUGACUCUUUGAUUCAAGGGGUCUCCAUAGGCUUUUUUGUCAAACUCUGUCAAGGAUUCCUUGGCCGACGCUUCAUCAUCUUCUUCGCCGAUUUCCUCUGUCUUGAGUUUGCUGCACUUCUUUACCUCGAGUUUGCCGCACCCCUCUGGAUCCAGUAAGCUGCGCUCCUCUACCUCGGGGCUGGUGUCCUGCCACUCCUGUCUAGUAUGGACGAUACGACCAGAUACGAGCCUUCAUGUCUCCUGAGCCAGUGGCAAAGUAGCCGCCCUGUGGGCUGGGGGCAACUGAGAUGACAGAGUUUUUAUGUCCCUGAAGCAUUAGCUGGGUAGUUCCCGUCCGGGGGUCCCAGAACUGGACGCCGCGGUCCUUGGAUCCGGACAAGACCCAGUUGGCGUCCGGGGUCAGGGCGACGGACAGGACAAAGUCUCGGUGGCCUUCGAAUGUCUUGACACACUUGCCCUUGGCGCCAGAGUUCUGCGGGCCGCGGGGCGAGCUAAGCUCCCACAUCUUAAUCGUUCGAUCCAGACUGCCGCUGACCAAGUCUUUGCCGUUGGGCGAGAAAGCGACGGAGUAAACAGAGUCCUUGUGUCCAUCGGGUCCUUCCAACCGCUCGACCAGGUAGCCUGUCAUGAUGUCCCAGACGCGAACGCUCUUGUCCAAAGAGCCGGCC